Messenger RNA from Numida meleagris (helmeted guineafowl), 1599 nucleotides. RefSeq names its product transmembrane 6 superfamily member 1 (gene TM6SF1). The transcript is spliced from 10 exons. NCBI's taxonomy places the organism in Eukaryota, Metazoa, Chordata, Aves, Galliformes, Numididae. Bases 67 to 1035 code for a protein of 322 amino acids. Gene Ontology annotation, cellular component: lysosomal membrane. The record is from RefSeq and is a predicted model, not a curated record.
GGGCGGCGGCGGCGGCGCGGACGAUGCGCGGCUCUCCCUGAGCGGCCGCCGCCUCUCGCCGCGGGGAUGAGCGCCUCGGCGGCCACCGGCGUCUUCGUCCUCUCCCUCACCGCCAUCCCCGUCACGUACCUCUUUAACUGCCUGGCGGCCGGCGGCAGUUCCUGGUCAAUUGUAGCAGUUGGAUUGCUGGUUCUGGUUUUUAUUGCUCUGUUGGCUCGUGUUCUUGUCAAAAGAAAACCACCAAAAGAUCCGCUGUUUUAUGUUUAUGCUGUAUUUGCCUUUACCAGUGUAGUGAAUCUAAUAAUUGGGCUGGAACAAGAUGGAAUUAUUGAUGGAUUCAUGACUCAUUACUUGAGAGAGGGUGAACCAUAUCUGAACACUGCGUAUGGCCACGUGAUCUGCUAUUGGGAUGGCUCUGUUCAUUAUCUGAUGUAUCUUUUGAUGGUGGCAGCUAUUGCUUGGGAACAAAGCUAUAGAACCAUUGGCCUUUACUGGCUGGGUUCCAUUUUCAUGAGCAUCAUUGUCUUUAUGCCUGGAAACAUUGUGGGAAAAUAUGGAACAAAAGUGUGUCCUGCUUUUUUCUUGAGUGUGCCAUAUAUUUGCCUUCCCAUAUGGGCUGGGUUCCGAAUUUAUAACCAACCUUCGGCGACUCAUGACACUCCAGUCAAGGUGAUUCAGGAAGUUCAGAAGAAAGGGCUCCUAAGACGACCGAUAGAUCUAAUGUUAGCUGCCUAUCUCAUUCUAGCAGCGGGGUUUUGCAUAUUUAGGGGCAUGAUUGCUCUGGAUUGCCCUGCUGAACUCUGCCGGCUAUAUAUUCAACUUCACGAGCCUUAUAUAAAAGAUCCUGCUGCCUAUCCUAAGCUUCAGAUGCUGGCAUACAUGUUCUACUCCGUGCCAUACUACGUGAUUGCUUUGUAUGGCCUACUGGUGCCUGGUUGUUCCUGGAUGCCUGAUUUAACCCUUAUACAUGCUGGAGGACUAGCUCAGAACGUCUGUCUGCUGAUCGCUGAUGCCAAACACGAUGUCCCUGGGUAGGUGGCUGCUAGUCCCGCCCCCGCCGCUGGGCUGAGACUCGGUGCCGCUCCGGGCAGCGAUGCACGCCUCGGUGGCCGCUUGCCUGGGGAAGGAUUGUGGAGCCCGGUGCAUGAAUCAUCAUCCAUAAGCCGAGGGUGAAAUCCUACACCCGAUGUAAAGAUCAGUACCACCGUGUGCAUAAAGCACACCUCCUAGCGUGACGCCGAUAGUUCCCUUUCUGCCUCUUAUACCGAGUUAUGAAUGACCUUAGUUCAGAGUGAAGUUCCUUUCACUGCCAUGCAAAAAUAUGAAGGAUAAUUCAGGAAUAAAAGGGCUGGCUGGGAAAAUGUCACAGGAGAUGCAUACUUGCAUGCAGAAUAUGCUGUCUUUCCAAAAUAUUCAUCAACUUUACCUUUUUUUUUUCCCUAUAUACACAUUAUAUACACACCGCAGGCUCAGUUUUCCCAUAUUGGUGCUUCUCUUCAUGCUCGAACUCCUUACAUCUACAGAGUCCCUGAAGAAGCAAAACAGUUUUUUCUGGUAUUGAACGUAAUGUAUGGGAUUCUUCCCCAGCUGCUGGCUUAC